This is a messenger RNA of Phyllopteryx taeniolatus (common seadragon), 7803 nucleotides long. It is a transcript of the gene tnn, whose product is annotated as tenascin N. The coding region runs from base 138 to 3761 and encodes 1207 amino acids. The record is from RefSeq and is a predicted model, not a curated record. The transcript has 20 exons. Gene Ontology annotation, molecular function: protein binding. NCBI's taxonomy places the organism in Eukaryota, Metazoa, Chordata, Actinopteri, Syngnathiformes, Syngnathidae.
CCUGGAGGCAAUUGGGAAGAGUGUUUAACAACUCAAGCGGGAGUGAGAGCGAGAGAGAAAAAAAAUAAAUCCUCAGUGGUGGUGAGGUCUUUGAUUCAUCAACAGGUGCCACAAGGAGCAUUCCUACUAUCAAGGCCAUGACCACUAAACCCCAAUGGAGUGCCCUGCUAGCCCUGGUCUGCACCAUGUCGCACUGCAGCUUUGCUCACGCAGCGGACUCCUCAGCCCCUGAGCAACCGCUUACCUUCAGCCAUGUCUAUAACAUCGACAUUCCAGGGGGUUCCGCUUGCAAACUGGAGCGCCUGCCUAGCCCGGAUGAAAAAGGUCUGCAGAUGGAAACCACAAAGAGUGACGCGAACGACAUCAUCUUCAGGCACAACAUCAGAUUGCAGUCGCCCAAGUGUGACUGCGGGGAGUCGGAGACUUUUAAAUCUCUCCUGUACAGACUGAAUGGCUUGGAAGAGGAGGUCAACUACCUGAAGAGCCAGUGUGCUCAGGGAUGUUGCGGCAGUGGAGGGGCAAUAGGUGUGGACACAAUCUGCGGUGACCAUGGUACCUACCGGCAGGAGACAUGCAGCUGCCUCUGUUACCCUGGAUGGGAAGGCCCAGACUGCACGGUGUCCUCUUGUCCGGACGAGUGCAACGACAACGGCCGCUGCGUGGAUCGCAGGUGCGUCUGCCAUCAGGGCUACACCGGAGAAGACUGCAGUGAGCUGAUGUGUCCCAACAACUGCAACGACAAGGGUCGCUGUGUGGAUGGAAUAUGCGUCUGCUUCCCACACUUCACCGGCGACGACUGCAGUGUCCAGAAGUGUCCCAAUGACUGCAGCCGGAAUGGCCUUUGUUUUGAUGGCCAGUGUGUCUGUGACCAGGGCUUUUAUGGAGAAGACUGCUCAUUAGUUCUUAGUCCUCAAGGUCUAAGGUUGGUCCAGGCAACUGAUGUCUCCCUCCUGGUCCAGUGGUUGCCAGUUCCUGGGGCCGACUAUUACGUUUUAACCUAUCAUCCCCGAGGUCAGGGGAGCGCCUUGAAGCAGGUUCGGGUUCCCAACAUGGAUAACUCCUACCUCCUCACAGGCCUGAAUUCGGGGCUUACCUACUUUGUUGAAGUCCACGCUGUCAUCAGAGGCAUCCAAAGUGGAGCGGAUGAGAUCGAAGCCACCACGGUUGUCUCAGCAGUCAACGAUAUCCGAGUUCUGGACCGUACAGACAUCUCAAUCCAGGUGGACUGGAGCAACCCACAAGCGGAGGUGGAUCACUUCCGGCUAACACACACUGACCCAUCAGGACAGGAGGAGGAGCUGAGCGUACAGCCAAGCCAAGAGGCGCGAACCAAACACACCAUCAUGGGUCUGUAUCCAGGAACAGAAUACUUGAUUGCAGUGCAGGCUAUAAAAGGACCAAUUGAGGGGAACUCUUCCACAGUCACAGGUUCUACAAACAUUGACGCUCCAACAAACCUGGUCACCAGUCAAGUAACAGAAGAUACUGCAACGGUUUCUUGGGACCCAGUCCAGGCCCAAAUCGAGGGCUAUAUGUUGACGUACACCUCAGAUGCGGGCUCCAGCGGCGAGAUCCCUGUUGGGCGCGACAUGACUUCAUACACGCUGGUCGGCCUGAAGCCCGGCGUGGUCUACACCAUCGACAUCUGGGCCUUCAGGGGGAAUAAGGUCAGCAGGAAGAGUUUCACCAUGGCUGAGACAGAGAUGGACGCUCCUACUAACCUCUUGGCCCAGAAAGAAACAGAGAGCAGCUUGAAGGUAUCAUGGGAGGGCGUCCAUGCAGAAAUCGACGGCUAUGUGCUGACCUACCGUUCUCCUGAUGGCUCAAACGAGGAAAUCCCACUUGGGCCUGACAGUAACACUUACACAAUAAAAGGCUUGCGGUCCGGAGUCAUCUAUACAGUCUACAUCUGGGCUGUCAAGGGGAACAAAGUCAGCAGGAAGGUCUCAACACAAGCAGAGACAGAACUGGAUGCUCCAGCUAACCUCUUAGCCCAUGAUGAGACAGAGAGCAGCUUCAGGGUGACAUGGGAGGGCGUCAAGGCAGAAAUCGACGGCUACGUGCUAAAGUACCGUUCCCCUGAUGGCUCGAGCGAGGAAAUCCCAGUUGGGCCUCACACUAGCACUUACACAAUAAGCGGCUUGAGGCCUGGAGUCAUCUACACAGUCCGCAUCUGGGCUGCCAAGGGAAAUAAAGCCAGCAGGAAGGUCUCAACACAAGCACAGACAGAACUGGACGCUCCUGCUAACCUUUUAGCCCAUGACGAGACAGAGAGCAGCUUCAAGGUGUCGUGGGAUGGUGUCCAGGCAGAAAUCGACGGCUACGUCCUCACAUACAGCUCUUCGGAGGGCUUUAGUGGGGAGAUCUCUCUGGGACCAGACACCACUUCCUACAGCGUGACGGGCUUGAGACCAGGCGAGGUGUACACUGUCUACAUCUGGGCUGUCAAGGGAAGCAAAGUCAGCAGGAAGGCCUCAACACAAGCGCAAACAGAACUGGACGAUCCUGCUAACCCCUUAGCCAGAGACCAAACCGAGAGCAGCUUCAGAGUGUCCUGGGACGCCGUCCAGGCAGAAAUCGACGGCUAUGUCCUCACUCACAGUUCCUCAGAGGGCUCAAGUGGGGAAAUCCACGUUGGUCCCGAGAGCGAUUCUCACAGUCUGACUGGUUUGAGGCCCGGUGUCGUCUACACGGUCUACAUCUGGGCCGUCAAAGGAGGCAGAAGCAGCAGGAAGAUUUCAGUACAAGCAGAGACAGACAUUGACGCUCCGAAGGACCUGCGGGCUUUGGGUGUCACCACAGAGUCUGCAACGUUGAGCUGGGCCGCUCCUUUGGCUGACAUUGAUGGCUACAUCCUUAGCUACAGGGAUGAGGAUGGCAACAUGGAGACUGUUGAGAAGCACCUUGGAGCCAGAGAGACCAGCUUUGCCGUAUCAAGCCUCCAGAUGGCCAAGAGAUACAUGGUCAGCAUCAUCGCUUAUAGAGGGAGCAGGAGGAGCAAAGUGGUGGAAACCGUCUUCAAAACAGUUGGCGUCAUGUACCCCUUCCCCAUGGACUGCCUUCAGAUCAUGAAAAAUGGCAUCAAGAAGAGUGGCAUCUACACCAUAUACAUCAACAAUGACAACUCCAAACCAAUAGAAGCGUACUGCGACAUGGAUACUGAUGGAGGCGGCUGGCUGGUCCUGCAGCGUCGCACUACUGGCAAACUGGACUUCAUGAAACGCUGGAGGCAGUACGUAGCUGGUUUUGGGAACAUGACCGACGAGUUUUGGAUCGGGCUGGAUAAGAUGCACAAGAUGACCGACACAGCCAUCCAGUACGAGGUGAGGUUCGAUUUGGGCCUCGGCUCCGAGAGGGCCUACGCCGUCUACGACGGCUUCAAGAUCGCCCCUGCCAGGCAGAAGUUUGCGCUCACCGUCGGCAACUACAGAGGGACAGCAGGUGACGCAAUGACCUACCACCAAGGUCGCCCCUGGACGACUCUCGACUCGGAUAAUGACAUCGCCCUCGGCAACUGUGCCCUCACGCAUCGCGGGGCCUGGUGGUACAAAAACUGUCACCUGGCCAACCUCAAUGGUAAAUGGGGAGACAACAGGCACAGUCUGGGGGUCAACUGGGAGCCGUGGAAAGGUCACCUGGCAUCCCUGGACUUCACCGAGAUGAAGAUCCGGCCGGCGGGAGCGUACUCCAGCAGGAAGAGGCGCUCGUUGAUGGCCAGAGAGAAGAACCAACGGAACACCGCCCGCCACCAGGGGAAGUAGAAGACUGCCAACGAGCCAUAGAUCUCACUCAACUUUGGUGUAUUCCGAGUGAGCCUGACCUCUUUAGAAUUUAGUCGUACUUGGUGCAAAAUAAUCAGCAUGAAAUUUUAGUUAGAAAAUAUUGGAAAAUAUAUGGCUCCAUUUCUAUAGCGCUUGAGCCUAACCCAUAUGACUUUGGGCUAGAGGCGCGGUACCGCCUAGACUUGUCAUCAGCCAAUCGCAGGGCACAUAUGGACAAACCAUUCACAUUCUCACAUUCACACCUAUGGACAAUUUGGAGUCUUCAAUGGGCGAGGAAGCCAGAGUACCUGGAGAAAAUCCAAGCGAGCACAGGGAGAACAUGCAAACUCCACACAGGACGGCCCGAGUCAAGAUUCGUACCCAGAAAGCUCUCGACUGUGAGAAAGACGUGAUAACCACUAUGCAACUGUGCUUCCCAGUAUUGGAAACCAUUGCACAAAUUACUAUUUUUAUAGCAAAACAGAGUUAGUAGAGACUCAUUUUGUAGGACCAACAAUUGAUUAGCUGCUAAAUUCUCCUAAGGGCAUAUUAUUGGAUCACUUGUCUCAAUGUGGAACUCAUCCAUGAAUUCACAUUCAUGUGCACACUUUCAAAUAAUCUGAGGUCCGCUUGUAAAAAAAUGUUAUCUGUCUUAGUUGAAUUAGUAUUAGUCUGAUAGAUAAUAAGAAAGUGCCCCUGGUUUUCCCCAACCUUUAUUUAGCGAAGGCAUUAAUUUGACUUUACAAAAAUCUCACAGUACACCACCAUACAAAAAUGUGACAAAAAAUGAAAAUUUACUCACAAAUGUACUUAGUGUGGUAACUUACUGGAACACAAAACUAUUAUUCUGUUGUGUGAGAGGCAAUGGGUAGAUAAAUCCAAGUUCGUUAUGCCUUCUGUCAUCUAGUGGAAGAGCAUGUCAUUGUUCUGCAUGUCACUAUACGUCGCUGGCAUAGAUGUAUCAACACAGUGGAACCUCGAUUUUCGUGAUUAAUCCCUUCCAGAAAGUCUGACCAAAGCCAAAACGUAUGAAAUCCACUCCAACUCCGAUAAUCCGUUACAGACACCCAGAAAUAUUCACAAGAAAUGCAUUUAAUAGGGAAUAUAUAUAGCUUUUCUUACAAAACUGUUUAAAAUAAAUCUAAAUGACUAAUGAAGUGGAUAAAUGAACAUUUAACAUAACUUUUACUUUUACUGAAGACCCUAGAUGGCAUAUACAGCGAGAAGGAAGCAGAGGGAAGCCAUUUUUGGAGUUCUUUCAUGAAUGAAGUAAUUGUGAGCACAGGGAACUUUCUGUUGUAUUAUGUAUAAAGGGUUCAAUAAAUGGCAAGGUGUAUUCCACAAUGCAAGCCUAUACUAACAACUCAAGGCAAUAACAAGCCUCCCGGUCUGCUCGGCAACACGGCAAAUUUGGGGCAACAUCAGCGUAAUAUACUGUCAAAACUCAGGCUUUCACAAAUAAAAGUACUGACUUUUGACAUGAUGUGUUUUGUAGGUGUUGCAGAGCAGACCAGAAGGGUUAUUGAUUUGAAUUGUUUCCGAUGCUUUGCGUUAAACGUGCAUCAAUUCCGGGAAAUGAGUGGCUUAGUUACGUAGUUUUUUGAACAAAAAUCGUGCGGAUAGACAAAAACCCGGACAAAAUUUAGAGGAUACAUUUUUUUUUUUUAAACUAAAUCAUCCGAAAACUAGGACAUACUAUAAUGGAGGUUCCACUGUAAAUAAUAAUUUUCAAACCAAUUGGGUAAAAUUUGCUCAAUUCCCAUGGCACACCUGAUAUACUCUCACGGCAAAUGUGUUGGGAAUCACUGGUAUACGCAACAAAAUUCACCAAUUUCGGUUACAAAUUGUUUAGAAUUCUGAGCCAGAUUCCUCUCCAGUGGCUGUAUUCAAUUUUUGUUCUUUAGCUUGUGUAUAAGUUUGAUGUUUUAUUAGGAAACUAGCAUAUUUUCCCCAACGAUACGGAGUCUUGUCAUAAUAAUUGGAAUAAAUGGAAAAAAAAGUUCCAUUGUCUUGUGCGUUGUCUUCAAGAACAGAUGAGUUUUGGACAAGGCGGCGCAGGCUCGACACGUACUGUCACAUCACAUUAGCUGCGCAGGACGAGCGAGCGAAUUCGCAUUAAGCGCUACCGAUUGUCUGCACUUUUGCUGUUUUACAUUCCAGUGACGAGGACCGCGCCGAUCGAUCAACGCGAUGGGCCUCAAUCGAACAUCAAUUAGACGCUGUUCCAUCUCACUCGCUCUCUGUGUUCACGUCACCGCAUGACUCAAAGCUCGUUUUAAUCUGCAAAACUGACAAAUGUUAUUAAUAUGGCUUUCGGUUUAUGUACAUUUUCUUUUACUACUACUACUGAUGAGGACGGAACGCGUCGGCUGACGUUUUUGUUCUGCUGCCAGAGCCGAUUUAUUCGUGUCUUCCUCUCAUUGAUUGGACGAUCUUUGACUUGGGAAACCUUCCUGGCCAGUUGGGUGUUAAUUAUAGCCAAGCAGCUAAUUGAUAUGCACCAAUCUAAAGUACUGUAUAUGUUUAUAACAUGGAUACAUGCUUUAGUAACGUCAACUCAUUUUACUGAUCUUAAACGAGUUUCAUGCAAUGAACGAUGAAGGAUAGUACGAUAGGAUUUACUACUGUACUACUACCUACUAUUAUAACGACUACUACUUCUAGAAUACUACAAUGAGCACUACUGCUAUGACUUCAUACUACUACUAAGACUACUAGCACUACUAUUGCUAGCACUACAGUACUACUACUCCUACUACUACUGCUACUAGCACUACUAUUAUGACUUCAUAAUAAUUCUAAAUACUACUACUACUAGCACUCCUACUACUACAACUUCCUACAACUGUAUUCUACUACUUCACCUACUACUAGCACUACUACAACUCCAACAUCCUACUACUGGGACUACUAAUAUUAAUAAUACUACUACAAGCACCAAAACAGCUAAAACUACAUUACUACUACUACUACUAGCACUAGUACUAUGAAUUCAUAACACUAUUACAUAAUAUGAAAACUACUCUACUAGUACUACUAAAACAAUGACCACAUACUACUACCUGCACUACUACAACUUCAACUAUGCCGACUACUAGCACUACUACUACUAGGAUGAGCACUGCUACUACUUGCUUUAAAAGUGCUUAACAAAUAGUUAAGCACUAGACAAUAGCAAUAGACUGGACUACUGCUCGCACUACUACAACAACAACAACAACUUCAACUACUACAUUCUGCUACCAACACUACUACACUAUACAUAUUAUUACUACUCGCACUACUAGUACUACUAGUACUACAACAACUAAAUAACGAGAGUCCAUUGACUGAUGACUGAUGUUUCUUCGUAAUGAAGUUGUGCAACAACAUACAGGAACUGUUUGUGUUCUGCACUUUCAAAACAGGGUCCCAAGUUUCCCAAAUCUGAAAAUAGUGCAGUCACUGUCUGGACUGGAGCUAUUUUUAUGACAGGGUUACGACACCAUUUAAACCCAAAAGCUUCAGAAAUUCAUACGUCCUCACACACUGCAAGCAGAAAGUCAUUUUAAAAUACAGUACAGUGCAGUACAGGGUCGUGAGUGAGCUGGAGCCUCUCCCAGCUGACUUUGGGUGAGAGGCACCAAUAAAUGUUUUUGGAAUGUGGGAUGAAACCAGAAUACCCAGAGAAAACCCACACAAGCGCAGGGAGAACGUACAAACUCCACACAGGAAUGAAUUUCAGGAAUGUUCAACGCCCUCACUUUUACCAGUGAUAUUGUUCAAAACCCACACUUUUCCGGUGAUAGGGUUCAACAACCACACUGUUUCCAUUCAUAGGGUUCAAGACCCACACUUUUACCGGUCAUAGGGAUUCAACACCCUCACUUUUUCCAGUCAUAGGGUUCAACACCCUGACUUUUUCCUGUGACAGGGUUCAACACGUACACUUUUCCAAAGGUAGGAUUCAACUCCCACAUUUUUCCCCUUGAUGGGGUUCAACACCCACACUUUUCCCCCUCAUUAUUAUCAAUAUGCCCCACACACAAACUAGCACAAUUUC